AGUUUCUACACCCCAUUUACAAAAUGUCCAGCAAUAAGAGUUUAUCAUCAGUGGAUGAGACUAAUCCUAAGGAUACAGACGAAAUAGAGGCUGUUAGUAGUACUGCUAAUGAACAGGUUGACGAUGUGGUAAUAGUGUGGUAUGAAUUAAUCGAGGCGUGGUAGGGUUAUGACUAGGAACAAGCUGAAAUUAAGGAUCUGUUGGAGAAGAUGAGCAUAGCGGCUGCACCCCCCACAACUACUCAUAAAUUUUGGAACACUCAACCAGUGCCGCAGCUAGAUGCAGAUCCUGUCCCACAGGACGCUCGAGGUCCUAUUGACGAAGCUAAGAAGGUUUCUGAUAUUCCUAAGGAACCCUAUAACCUUCCGGCUGCUUUCGAAUGGUCCAACAUUGAUGUCAACGAUCCGGAACAGAUUCAGGAGGUUUACACUCUUCUCAAUGAGAACUAUGUUGAGGACGACGAAGCUAUGUUCAGAUUUGACUACAGCCCGGAGUUCCUCCGAUGGGCGCUCACGCCUCCCCACUACGUUCCAGAAUGGCACUUUGGGGUGAGGGUGAAGUCAAACGGAAAGUUGGUUGGUUUUAUUACGGGCAUUCCAGCAACGAUGGAUGUUCGAGGCGACGAGCUGCGGACCGUGGAGAUUAACUUCUUGUGUGUUCAUAAGAAGCUUAGGUCCAAGCGCCUGGCACCAGUGCUGAUCAAGGAGGUCACAAGAAGGGUCAACUUGACUGAUCGAUGGCAGGCUGUGUACACGUCAGGGGCAAUCCUACCCAGGCCCGUAACCACUGCACGAUAUCAUCAUAGGUCAUUGAACCCUAAGAAGCUCUGUGAAGUAGGCUUCACUCGUCUUGCUCCUAGAAUGACCAUGGCUAGAUGUAUCAAGUUGUAUAAGGUCGCUGACCAACCGAGUACCUCUGGUCUGAGACCGAUGGAAAUGAAGGACAGAAAGCAAGUUACUAAGUUACUCAAUGAAUACUUGUCGAAAUUUAAAGUUCAUCCUGUCCUAUCACAACAUGAAGUUGGCCAUUGGCUGUUGCCCAGGGAGAAUGUCAUAUACACAUAUGUUCGCGAGGAGAACGGUAAGGUUACCGACUUCUUGUCGUUUUAUUCUCUGCCGAGUUCUGUGCUUGGUAACGAUAAGCACAAGACUCUCUAUGCUGCUUAUUCGUACUACAAUGUGGCCAAUACUGUCAGCUUGAAACAGCUCAUGAGUGAUGCCCUAGUUUUGGCUAAACAUGCGGGGUACGAUGUAUUCAAUGCAUUGAACCUGAUGGACAACAAGGAGUUCCUAGAGGACUUGAAGUUUGGCCGUGGCGAUGGUGAUCUUCAAUACUACUUGUACAACUGGAAGUGUCCCUUCAUGGAGCCUCAGGACAUGGGCCUGGUCCUACUGUAAGCAGCGAUGCUUGUCACUGGUAUAGUUUUGUGUUCCAAUUGAUGAACCUUACCUG
Molecule: messenger RNA, 1452 nt
Organism: Perkinsus marinus ATCC 50983
Lineage: Eukaryota; Perkinsozoa; Perkinsida; Perkinsidae
Product: glycylpeptide N-tetRadecanoyltransferase, putative
Exons: 15
Coding region: 210-1397 (395 amino acids)
Biological process (GO): N-terminal peptidyl-glycine N-myristoylation
Cellular component (GO): cytoplasm
Molecular function (GO): glycylpeptide N-tetradecanoyltransferase activity
Source: RefSeq, a predicted model, not a curated record